This is a messenger RNA of Ectocarpus sp. CCAP 1310/34, 1262 nucleotides long. Lineage: Eukaryota; Phaeophyceae; Ectocarpales; Ectocarpaceae. The record is from the annotation of a GenBank genome assembly.
CAUACGGCUGCGGACUCCGCGAGCUGCCAAUUAUUUGGCCCAAUUUCCGAGAGAACUUGGAGCACAUGUCGCCCGUGAAGCAUGGCAGGGGGACGAAGUGGGGAAAACUGACAUUGGUCGAGAAUCCCACCAAGCCCGUGACCCAAGGUUUUAAGGGGCCUGUCUGCGACAAGGUGCCUCGGAUCAUCAACCUUCAAGGGAAGAACCCUGUCCUACUGUCCACGUUGUUCUUCACUUCCUUCGCCGCCGCUCAUCGUGAGGACGCCUUGCUUUUGGCAACACCUGCCGAAUUCUCCAAGAACCGAUACCGCCUUAAGGCCACGGCCGCCGCAGGCGUUGCCUUUACCCGUGAGCGAAUGUCGCGGCUCAUCAGCACCCACUUGGGCCGCCAGUUAGCCGAGGAAAGUGUCGAACAAAACACCUACAUUGGUCGCGGGAAGAAGUCGCCAAUUGGGGGUGCCGCCCAGACGACGAUCGACCUCGGCUACAUCAGCAGCGGGCAUUGCUGCUUCUCUCUCAGGAGGAAAGACGGCGGCGGAAUAGAGGCGGUCGUCAAGGACACGUCGAGCAAUGGCACAUACGUGGACGCCGUCCGCGUGCCUAAGGGGACUACCAGGGCCUUGACUACGGACAACCAGGUGGCGCUGUAUUACCCCAUGGGCGCGACCGCCCUCGGGCGUCCCAUCCUCUACAACCUCGAGCUCUACGAGCAGGAGUUCGAGAAUGCUAUCAAAGAAGGGGUCGGUGCUCCGUCCGGCAAGGCGAAGCGAUCGAAGUCAUCCGAGAAGAUCACCAGCAAUCCCAAUACCACCUACAACAACGCCAGCAACGGCAGCAUAAGUAACACCAACGCCAACGCCCAGGGCAGCAGCGGCAGCGGCACCAGCAGCAAUUCCCCCGUGGAUCUAGGUGGCGCUGCCAAGUCGAUGAAUCCCCCCGCGACUAUGGCGAAGCCGGGCAUGCCAACUCAACAGCAGCAGCAGCAGCAUAAGGGAAAGGCGACGGCCGUCCCUACUCUGGGGCCUACGUCUACCCCCGCCCCGGGCGGCAACGAGUGGCUGGAUAGCCAGGUGAAGAUGCGGCAGGAAGCCGUGGCGAAGGCUACCAGGGAGCUGGAGGCCGACCGGGAGCGCAUGGCCAACGACGCCCGCAGCCUGCGGUCCCAGCUGGAGGUCGCAGUCUCGAGGAACAAGCAGCUCGCGGCGGACAGGAAUGCGUUGCAGGUGGGUGGGUCUGGCCGGGGGCAAGCCGGACCGGAAUGA